Lagopus leucura (white-tailed ptarmigan) is the source of this 1017-nucleotide messenger RNA. RefSeq names its product katanin p80 WD40 repeat-containing subunit B1-like. NCBI's taxonomy places the organism in Eukaryota, Metazoa, Chordata, Aves, Galliformes, Phasianidae. Gene Ontology annotation, biological process: microtubule depolymerization. Gene Ontology annotation, cellular component: katanin complex. The record is from RefSeq and is a predicted model, not a curated record. Gene Ontology annotation, molecular function: microtubule binding.
AUGGGAAGUGGUGCUGCAGCUCUGCUGUUGCUCAUCACACUCUCUGACAGGACCAUUCGUUUCCGGGGCUUGGAGAAGUUUCACGCUGUGAGCUGUGCUGAAGAGGAGGCUGCUCCCGACAAGUGUGUUCUUCUCAACCCAGAUGGCUGCUGCUUGUACGGUGGCUUCCAGGAUUCGCUGCGUGUGUAUGGCUGGGAGCCAGAGUGCUGUUUUGAUGUGGUCUUGCUGAUAGACCUUCCAGUCCUCGACUCCUUACUUGAGCACCAGGCAGUCAAGCCUCAGCUUCCACAACCGAAGGAGGACUCUGCAUAUGUCAUCACAAGAAACUACUUGGACAGAGAGAUGCUCAAGGCUUUUGGUGACUCACACAGGAAUUUUGUCCUUGUCCAUAACGAGAGCAGUAGUGAGAGCAAGAGGUGCAUUCCCAGCAGUGAAGACGACCGGGAUGAGAAGGAGUCCAAGGCUGAGAUCCAGAACUCAGAGGACUACAAAGAGAUCUUCCAGCCCAGCAAUGCCAUCUCUCAAACUCCUCCUCAAAUCAAUGCAUUUGCAGCCCCCCCACAGGAUAAGCCUGCAACUGCAAAGGAAGCAGCAAAGCCUAACCAAGCUGCGGAAGUCCAGACCCCGUUGCCAAAGCAAGUGCUGUCGGAGCCAUUUCAGAGGGCACCAAUUGCUUCCCCCUCAACUCCUGUGCCCAGGGCAGAGCCAUCAGUGAUUCCUGAAGCCAGGAACAAGCCCGUUGGCCUGAAAGCCUCUGACUUCACAGCAGGUGUGAGAAACCAAAGCCAGACUGAGCUCGAGGAUGAGGAAAUCACGUCCCAGAUCAGGAAAGGCCACAAGACUGUGUGCAUGGUGCUCACCAGCCGCCACAAGAAUCUGGACCCUGUGCGGGCUGUGUGGAUCAGCAGUGACAUCGAGAACUCUGUGGGCUCUGCUGGAGCAGCCAACGACCUGUCUGUUGCUGUGGGCCUCUUGAACAUUGUCAACCAAAUAGCGUCCCUCUGGAAGAUGGAUUUA